Aspergillus pseudonomiae is the source of this 1968-nucleotide messenger RNA. RefSeq lists its product as uncharacterized. The coding region runs from base 562 to 1755 and encodes 397 amino acids. The record is from RefSeq and is a predicted model, not a curated record. Lineage: Eukaryota; Fungi; Ascomycota; Eurotiomycetes; Eurotiales; Aspergillaceae. The transcript has a single exon.
AUUGGAGCCCCCGUCUAAUUGGUGAUUAACGGAAUGGAGGGCCGGCUCGUAAAUCUUUUUCUUUUUCCCCCUUCGUCUCCUGCUUGUUGUCUCUUUAAUUUAAGUGAUGCGUGGAGUAUACAAUGGCACGUUUAGAUGGAGAUCUCCAUGGAGUGGAUAGGUGCUAUUCUCGACAGCUCGACGCUGACUCCCGGGAAGCGCAACCAAGAUGCUGGUACCAAGCAUGAAAAUCAUAAGUGUUGAUGGUUCUUAGCAGCCGAAUCACCGCCGAGAAUUCGGCAAGAGAUCGAGAUGAGGACUGAGAGGAUCCAAUGCUAUUGAGCUAUUGAUGCUGAUCUCAAACCCAAAGUUGGCAUUUUUACCCUCUUGAGAAGUCACCCCACUUCCACAUGACUCGCCUGAGCUAUACUCCUUUGGGGCCUUCGUUCUCUUUUCUUCACAAUUCAUUAUCAUUGCUUUUGGCGAUCUUCCACUGAACUACCACAAUGUCAAUCGAACUUCCUGCAGGAUUCAUCUGAGAGAUCACUCCACCAUGUUGCAGCCACCUUAUCCUCUGAUGUCAUGGAACAUUCGGAGAUCCUUGUCCACAUCGCAGCGCCAUGCGGGGUGAGCGACGACGCCCACUACCGCGCUCAGGCUGAAGCUAUUCUCGGCUUCCAGAGUGCCUCAUGCCAGGUUCUAACUUUGAUACCGGGCGACAACAAUAAUAACCAUGAUUAUACCAUCUCUACCGCUGCUAGCGACGGAUUGCCCCGGCCCCAGUUGCCAUUCAACAACACGCCGCUCCAAGACCCCAUGAUCCCUACUAAUGAUACCUCCAAUUUUACGGCCAGUAUAAUAUCGAAUAAAACCAUCGGGUACGAGGAGAAUGAGCUGCCUAAUGGCCAAUCACAUGAUUGUUCCCUAAAAGACUAUCUCGAUAGUCCAGUGAGUGUCAUUCCGGAUUCUCAACCUGGAAGACCAUCUUCGGACACCGGCAACCUGCAGGAUGUCGACCAGCAGCUAUCUACCACUCGAGCUCAGGGCUCCCCAUGCUCUGCAGGCUUAACUCGUGCAAAGCGAUAUCAAACAGAGUUGCCACGGCUAAGAAGUGACCGAAAGAAACUGCGUCAUAGCCCGUGCACAAACGACGAAGCUAAUGCAAAUCAGAUCAGUGAUUCCGCGGUCCAGUCCACAGCUCUGUCGAUAUUCGCUAACACAAGCUUUCCUGUUCCCGUGGAAAUCAGACCUCCACUACCUCCCAUAUCAAAAGAACAGUUCACAACACAUAUCACUCCAACUCUAGAAAUGCUAGCCGCUCGUCUGAAGGGCCGGACAUACAGACCUCUCAGGCAAUUUAGAGACCUAGACAUAUUAGAAAGAGGAUAUUGGUAUCUCCGUAUUGAUGUUGUGGAGGCGGAGACGCAUGAGCCCAUUAUCUCCCUGCAGGAGAGCAACGGGGCUUGCAUUUGGGACAUGUCCACGUUCCGCCGCUUCUGGUUAUUCUUGUCGGACUUCAUCAAAGAAGGCCGUGCAGGGUGGGGCGUAUGGUGCAUACUGGAAGACGUGCCGAGUGCCCAACUACCACACAAUACCCCGGAGUCAACGCUACGCGAAAUGGAUAUCCGUCAGCUGACUCUAAAAGCCUAUGCGUGGGGCGAAAUAGCUUCUCAUAUAUAUCUCCUCCUGUUCCUCGCUAGCGAGCGCCGGGUUCGCAAGAUGGGCGUUCAGUGGCGGGAUAGUCGGGAUGAUGUAGUUAUCCAGAUGCCUCGAUGAGAUAAAGUAAUCGGUGGCACAUAGUACACGAAACUAUGAGGGCGACCGAUUCUAAGCGACACCAUUUGUACAUACUUAAAACGACAUAUAAAGAAAGCAAUAUGAAUAUAUUGAAUGCCAUGGACGUAUCUAGUGGGGCGCACUAUUCUGCCAUAUACAAAAACCCACUGUACACUGUGAAGUCCAGUAUUGAGAGCCAAGUGGUUACAAUGA